Clonostachys solani is the source of this 948-nucleotide messenger RNA. The record is from the annotation of a GenBank genome assembly. NCBI's taxonomy places the organism in Eukaryota, Fungi, Ascomycota, Sordariomycetes, Hypocreales, Bionectriaceae.
AUGUCAGGUUGGGAUUUGGGUCAAGAUGGCCUCAAAGUCCUAGACAUAUGGCUUUCCAUCAGACCUCAGAAUGAAGCCGAUAUCAUCAACCCUUCAUCUUCACCUACCAUCAAAACCGCUGCCGAUACUCUUCUUACCUAUCUCACAUCUCAGCCUGGAACGUAUGCUGACGAGUUUGACGAGUUUGACGAUCGCUCUGCUCGUCUCCAUCAUGCCCUCAUCGAGUUCUGUCUCCUUUGUCCCCAGUCCAUGGAUUGGGGCAUAAAAGUUCUUUACGAGGUCAUAAGAAAUACGCCAGCUGAUGCUGUUGGCGCACUCGGCGAAGGACCAGAAGGAGCACGACUGGAUCUUGAAAGGUUCUUUGGGGAUUACGUGUCCCUCUACGAAGAUGGGACGAGACCCAAAGUGGGUACGAAACCUAGCGAUAGGCCCAAUGCGAAGGAUCCAUUUCUGGUGCAAUUCUCGGCAGAAGAAGUGGAAGAGCGCGCAGACGAUGUGAUAGACAAGAUGGCAAACUUGAGGAAGAGCAGGUGGAAGACCAUCAUUGUUAUGUGUUUCUCGACGCGCUGCCAUGUGCUGGAGACGGUGGUGCAUCCAUACAAGGAAGCUUUAGUCAGGCGGUUGCUGGAAUUCCUAGAUGUCCAACUAGACCCAACGAAGCGUGAGUGGAACAAGGUCGACUGUGUCAGUCUCCUGACAAUGCUUAGAGGAUCGGCUUCCUACCUUCUCUCGACUUUUCCGGCCGAGGAACGAAGGGUGAAGAAGCAAGGGUGGAUCAUGGGUCUGAACAACCUGCUUUCAACAAGCCACGAAGGAAGAGAAGCAGAGGAUAAGGCUGAUGACAUGCAAGUCAAAUCUCAUGCAGCGUUGGCGCUCAAGAACCUCAGAGCUGGGGGGCUUAACGAAUCCAGCGCGGAUCUUUUUGACGUUCGAUACUGGAUGUUUUAG